Molecule: messenger RNA, 240 nt
Organism: Lottia gigantea (owl limpet)
Lineage: Eukaryota; Metazoa; Mollusca; Gastropoda; Lottiidae
Exons: 2
Biological process (GO): signal transduction
Cellular component (GO): cytoplasm
Molecular function (GO): protein binding
Source: RefSeq, a predicted model, not a curated record
GUAGAAUUAGACCGUGGCUCCCGUGGUUUUGGGUUUUCAAUUCGUGGAGGUAGAGAAUUUAAUAAUAUGCCAUUAUUUGUGUUACGUAUUGCUGAAGGUGGCGCUGCUGAUGUAGAUGGCAGAUUAAGGGUCGGAGAUCAAAUUUUAGAAAUUAAUCAAAUAGAAACAACUAAUAUGAAUCAUUCAGAAGCUAUAGAUAUUAUACAAAAUGGUGGAUCUAUUGUCAGAUUAAAGAUGAAA